AGCAGAGCAUGCUUCGAGUGCGAGUGGGCUGCUCGACGGUGGCCUUUGCCUCCCUCCGCUCCUCUGACGUCACGUCAACGUGACUUGGUCAGUGACGUGCGGCCCUCCGACUACGGGUCCACCUGUCAGCUUCCCAAAGUCAUGUGUCCCUAGGUGACGUCACAGAGUCGCCGGUGCGCCGCCCCGCACCCCCGCCGGCGCCGCCUUUUCUCCUCCCUCCUCGUCCUCGUGCCGCUCCGCCGAACGCAUCCGGGAGGGGGGAGGAGCCGCGGAUCUAAGUGCGGAGGCGGCGGCUCCGUCGUCGCGCCUCCCCGCGGACGGCCGCGAGCGCGGAACGGGGAUGCGCCGGAGGCUGAGAUGACCGGUUGGUGGCGGCCAGAACCCAGAAGCAGCCAGCGCGACAGGGCGCAGCGGCGUGGACGUGCCCGGCGGCAGCCGUGGAUCUGUCGUUGCGGCCCGCGCCCACCUCUGACUGCUGGUUUUUACAGGUGCAUAUCAGUUUCUGAAGUGCUGUUCUGAGCAUGCUUAUCCUUGCAAGUUUUCCUUCUUCUCUCUGAAAGAGGCACAUAGCAUACUGAUGCUGCUUUCAGAUAAAUGUUUUCUUAUAGCCUAAUAUGUUUCUUCAAUAAAUACUUAUGCUAUUUAUCUGAUCAUCAAAGAGCUUAGAUAAAUAUGUUCAGCAUUGCCUUUUAUACACAUAUAUAUUUUUAGAAGAACUUGAGACGGUUAGUGAAACAUUAAGUAACGUGGAUCAUGUGCACUGCAUAAUUUAUUUCAGAAGUGACAAUUUGAGAGGUUUUACCAAGCAGUUGAACUAGGUGGCCUCAAAGUUUUAUGAAGAUUGCUAUAAUGCAAGCUGGGAUAGCACUACAGUGUACUGAUAUUGUCACAUGAGACUGCAUCUCCAAAACCAAAACAAUAUGACAUCAUGCAACCAAAAAUAGGUGAUUCAACUCAGGAAACUAGUGCUCAAUGGAGAACCUGAUCAAACUAUAUCAUGAUUGGGAAAUUCAGUUGCUAGUGCUUCUAAGUUUUCAAAUACAAAUAUUUCUAUUCUUCACUGGUGGCCUUCGUCGCCGAAGCAUCAACAUGUUGCUGAGACUCUCUAUUUGGAUAGCUUAUUUGGGAGCAGACAUGAUAGCUGUUUAUGCCCUUGGCUACCUCUCACAGCAUAAGGAUGCCACCAUGGCAGAGGACACAAUGAGGGGAACCCAGCCACUAGCUUUCUUCUGGGCUCCCUUCCUCCUCAUCCAUCUAGGUGGGCAGGACACUAUCACUGCUUUUGCCAUGGAGGACAACAACUUGUGGUUGAGGCAUUUAUUGAAUCUCGUGGUGCAGGUUGUCCUAUCUUUAUAUGUUUUCUGGAAGUCGAUUAGAAAACACAGUGUGGAACUUCUAGUUUCAGGUAUCUUUGUGUUUGUUGCGGGGAUUAUCAAAUAUGGAGAAAGGACAUGGUCUCUCAAGUGUGGGAGCUUUAAAAGUCUUCAGAGCUCCACUGGAAAUCACUGUAAGCAUCGGUUUCCAGAAUUGAUUGAUGGGGAUGCUGGUUAUUGUAACACUGUCUGCACUGGUCUGCAUUCAAUGCUAGAUGUCCUUAAUUUCUUCUCUGGCCGAACCUUGUUUGUUGGUGAUCGGGUGAGGUUUGGUCGUGAAGGUUUGGGAACUUGGCUACCCAACCAAGUGCUCAAGGUGCUUGCAGUCGAACUUGGUAUGAUGUAUGAUGAUCUCUACACCAAGGCUCUUGUGCUCAGAACAAGGAGUGGCAUUACACUUCGUUGUAUCUCCCAGUUAUCUGCUUCAGUUGCCUUCGCGCUCUUCCUUGCAGGCAAGAAACAUAAGUACAGUAGGGAUGAUAUUGCAAUCACCUAUUUACUAUUUGUCGGCACAUUCUUCCUGGAAUUGUGUGCAUUGUUUAUGUUCAUGAUGUCGCCAUGGACCUGGGCAUGGUUGAAAUCUCGAAAAUAUGAGAGGCUUGCCCGGUAUUCUUGGUCUCUUUUCUCCAGCAGCCUCAUUGGAUGGCCAGAGAAGAGGUCAUUGUGGUCAAAUGCAAUGGGACAGUACAACUUGAGGGGUUGGUUUGAGGAGAGUGGCAAACCAAAGUCCUGUGGCCAACGAGUGAUGAACAUGACCAGAAAGUUGGCAACAUCAAUCAGUGUUGAUAAGGAGAAAAUAUUUUGGCUUAGCAAGCUAUUAGACACGGAGUAUGUUAAGGCGGAUAAGGUGAUGGAGUGUCUCGUGGAGGCCACCAGCAACUUUGUCCGUCAACCCUAUGAGUUUCAGAGGACCCGGGAAUGGCCAAAUCUUGACCCUCUCUUAAGAUAUGCACAAGUUUUUUACAUCGCAGAUUUUGGUUUUGCUAUUGUCUUUAUGCAUAUGGUCACUGAGCUACACCUGAGCAAAUACCCCUGCCCAGACAUGGAAGCAGAUGUAGCAGAAGAUAUUGUUGUUUUGGUGGAGAUCUGCCAGAAACUUUCCCGCUACAUGAUGCACCUCCUGCUCACCCUCCCUUCCCUGCUGCCUCUCAAUGCUAGCGCGGUGGCUACGCUGAAUAAGUGGCAAGCUGACAUGAUGGAGAAUGAUAUCAUGACAGAAUUGAAAGGGCUUGAUCCCCAGCCGGGCAAGGAAGCACUAGAGGAGAUCAAGGAUGUAUGGGUGCGGCUCACCAUUUAUGCUGCUGCCAAGUCACAGCCGGAGAUGCAUGCAGCACAACUGGCAAGAGGAGGGGAGCCCCUUACUUUUGUUUGGCUGCAGCUAGCGCACUAUAACUGCGGGGAAUUCGGGUUCAGUAGGAUUGAGCUUACCCGUGAUCGCUCCAAACAUUCGAUAUUCUAUGUCUUACAACUCAAUGAGGUGGUCGUGGAGGGCUCAGGUUUUCCUUGAUCCAAUGUCAUAUCAAUCAGGUAGCUCAUCAGAUGAAAGAAGAUUAACUGAAGCAUGGAUCGAUAGAUUGUUCGCAUGAAGGCUGGAGUUUCAGGAGUUAGUGCAUUGUAGUUGGCAGCGUAUUUGAUCAAAUUUACAACUGUUGCCACCAUGUACCUUGCCAAUGUCAGACGAUCAGCAUUCCAGGUAUAGAUCCAAUGUGUCUGCUGGCUAAUCAUCAAGACUGGCAAGAGGUUGUAGUGUGUCUGCGUGUGUAUAGUUGAUGGUGGAGGACAUGCCUGCUGCUGGCAACCUCUGGGAGAAGGCAUUGACUUAUCAGUUGCUGGGAGUAAACGGGUAUGUCUUCUCUAACUUGAUGCAAUUUGGCAGGCACAAUGCGCGAUCUAGCUAAUGACUGGAAUAUGUAAAGCCUGCCUCCAGCAGGCACUUAGCCCCAAAUUUGUCUCCUAACCUCAAUUUCACCUUAAUUGUUUAGCUGUAUAGCUGGGUUCAGAAAGGUUUGCAAAAUCUAAAUUCCCUAGUAAAAUACUGCCUAUGUACUCCCUCCGUCCCAUAAUAAGUACAUUUCUGAAGUUCAAAAUUUAUCCCAAAAUAAAUGCACAUGGGACCAUCUAACCUUAGUUGUAUUUUUUUAUUUUCUCUCCUCCUAAAGUGCAAUGAUUACAUCUUUAUAGGGGUAUAUAUAUGUAACUUUUUACUAACAUUGAUCUUUUCACCGAAACUCUAGAAGUGCACUUAUUUUAGAAUGGAGUAUAUGCCACUAGAAAGAUCCUUUUGUUUU
This is a messenger RNA of Panicum virgatum (switchgrass), 3661 nucleotides long. RefSeq lists its product as uncharacterized. Lineage: Eukaryota; Viridiplantae; Streptophyta; Magnoliopsida; Poales; Poaceae. The transcript is spliced from 5 exons. Bases 973 to 2880 code for a protein of 635 amino acids. The record is from RefSeq and is a predicted model, not a curated record.